Hermetia illucens (black soldier fly) is the source of this 3029-nucleotide messenger RNA. Its product is annotated as proton channel OtopLc. The record is from RefSeq and is a predicted model, not a curated record. Gene Ontology annotation, molecular function: proton channel activity. Gene Ontology annotation, cellular component: membrane. NCBI's taxonomy places the organism in Eukaryota, Metazoa, Arthropoda, Insecta, Diptera, Stratiomyidae. The coding region runs from base 532 to 2847 and encodes 771 amino acids. The transcript has 7 exons. Gene Ontology annotation, biological process: proton transmembrane transport.
GUCGCGUUUGAGACCGUCCACGCUUGCGGGUACGUACGUCAGACCGCUGUAAAGCACAUAUCAAUCGCAGUGAAGAGUGAAAUCGGGCCAUGAGUGUGUUUAACUUUGUGAUUAAGCCGUAAAUUGAGACAUUGACUCUAAUAAGUUCUCAAUCGAUACAUCUGAAAUCAGCCUCCGCGGACACUUUCGCAUCUGAGAUUUUGUAAUGUGUACCAUUUAAUAUAUUUUUAAGUCUUUUAUUUUAAAUUUUUUGUCAAAAAAAAACUUUAUCUGUGUUCAAUUGGUGAGCCUUAAUACAAACAUAACUACAAGGAUCAUUUUUCAUCAGAAAGUGCUAAUAAGCAUUAUUGACUUUUUAUAUUUCCUAAGAAUAUCAUGGAAUAAUUAUCGAAUCAACAUUAAAGUUGUUAACCAGAUUAAUAACGUCACUAUUGGAAAUAUUAUUCGCAAAAAGAUCAUCGCUAAAGCUCGACAGAUCUACACGUUGGUGAAAUAUUUUGGAGUGGGAGUUAAUUCUACCAAAAGAAAACCAUGGGGAAGGGGAAGGCGACCGUAACAUUUAGGCAAUUAUCUAAUCUCUGCUACCGUCGUCGCAGAAGAAAGUACAUAACUGAUCCAAAAACUAAGACGCUCGGUGUUACCAUUUUCGUAAUGGCUGCCUAUAGAAAAAAGCCAAAAGAAGAAGUAGAAUCGGUGGCUGACGCACCAACACCGAGAAGGUCCAUACCUAAAUCCUCAUCGGCUAAACAGCUUUUCGAUAAAAGUAGCUUAUCGACAGUGAUUAUAGAUAAUCUGGGCCAUAAGCAUAGUGGAUCGUCAAAUAAUAAUCUUAACGCGAUGCCGAUUUCACCUUUAGUUACUCAGACUCAGUCUGCUUCCGAUAGUGAUGGUGGUCACAGUAAUGCAACUACCGCACUAGUACCAACUAAUCGUAUGCCGCGCAACGAAUCCAGUACAUCAGUCAAUGUAGCGGAUGUAGAACUGCAGAUAUCACGUCGACCUUCCAUACUCUUGCACGAAUUACUAUCAACACGACGUCCUUCAGCUGUCAUGGCCACCCUACGGGCACCAGCAUAUACACCGAACAACACAAGGCCUAGAAUUAUGGGGUCCCUUCAAGAAGAUCCAGACAAUUUCUCAGCACCAAGUUCCAAUGGUAGUGGACCGGGCGGACCAACCAACCAGCUAGCCGUCGAGUCACGCCGGAAAAAUCGAAGAGUUGGAGAUGAUGCUUUGAGCACGGCCUUAUCUGCAUUGUACUGUAAGGUCUUGGUAUUAUUAGGAGUUGCAUUUCCUGUAACGGAAUUAAUCACAUCAAAAAUACCUACACAUAUAUAUCAAGGGUUUUACGUUUUUCUAUACAUUGGAAGUUUGGCUUUCGUAGUGUUCGUCUAUGCAGUCCAUAUGAAAAGCAGAGCACUAUUCAAUAUACUGAAGACUUUCCAUGAAAAAGCCAACAACAUACACAUAAAACGGCGUACUCAGCAGCUUGGAAGUUUCUACCUUCGAGUUGGUGCCAUCGCCUUCGGUAUUGGAACCAUGGUCUACUCAGGCCUAGAAUUCGGACAAUUCUUCGAGCUGAGUGGUCAUCCUGGCUGUGAUAAUAUAUUCAUUGCCCUCACACCUGCUUGCCGCAUGGCCUUAGCAAUUAUCCAGAUUCAAUUCAUCUUCCUUAACACCACAGAACUAGAUAUUGGUAGGCACAAAGUGGUCGCGAGGUUCGGGCUCAUGCAUAUGAUUGCUACCAACCUUUGUGAAUGGUUGUAUGUUCUAGUCGAGGAGACAAAGCACGAAAUCUACCACAUUAUGCAUACAACAACGAAGUCAAUGCCAAUGAUUCAAUUAGCGACUGACGCCCACAACAUCACAGGACUAAACGCAAGCUCAGUUCCAUUGUCAAUAUCCAAGAGAUCUGACACUGGAGCGUAUGUAAGUUGCCAAAGAACCAAUAUAAUGGGAACCCUCGUACAAGACUCGUCACCAUUCUUGUUUCCAUGCACAAUUGAAUAUUCACUAAUUUGCGCUGUUAUAUUAUACGAAAUGUGGAAGAAGGUCAAAUCCAUUCCGGAUAUACAACGAUCAAGGAGCAACUCCCAAAAGCCGCACGUUCGCAGCGCAUAUCACUUUUCUGUAGACUGUUCGGGCGCUCACAAGGGCAUGUUUGCAGGGAUCCUAGUGACCGUCCUCACCAUAAUCGCCUUGAUUAUGUACUUCGUCCUCCAGAAACAAGAAGGCUAUUCCGAUGUGGCUGUUUUAGAAAUGACUAUUUGCGAAAUUAUCAUGUACUCACUCACAAUCCUGGCCGUAAUUAUAGCCAUGAUCAAAAUCCGCGACCUAAAGUACUUGAAAGGAAACGAUGAACAUGAACAUUCUAUGGAGUUGGAUUGUACACUUCUGGUCCUGGCUCAAACGGGAGUCUACUUGUAUUCUAUGUUCAGCAUGAUGGGAAGUUUCUAUGCAAUAUGGCGAGGAGAUCAAGGUGGCCGGGAAGGACUUGCUGCCGAAGCUUUGGCAAUGCUACAGGCGUCGGUCCAGACUUUGUUUAUUCUGAACGCGUGUAAGAGAAAAUGCAAAGGAGCCCAACAGCAGCGCGAGAAACCCGGCAGGGAACUCGUCACGUUUCUGCUUAUAGCUAAUAUGUCGAUAUGGUUCAUAAAUGCACUUGUGAAAGGACACGCUUCAUAUCGCACGUCACAUAAUGAUUUCUUCGGAACAUGGGCAUGGACUAUAAUUGUGCAUGUUUCUAUGCCAUUGGCGAUUUUUUACCGAUUCCAUUCGACCAUUUGCCUAUUCGAAGUGUGGAAAGCAACCUACAAAGCAAAAAAUCACGACCAGGGUCAUCACUAAUUACUAAUAUUGUGUAAUGCUAGGAUUAGCUAAAGUAUUGUAUGUAGCUAGCUUCGCUAGGAUCUAUACAAUAUUAGUUUUCUUUUGUAGCUUUAUGAUACAUAUAUAUCGAUAAUUGCCUUAUUUAUUAUGUUUUUUAGCUUUAAGUGUACAAAUAAAAGUGCUAUUUUUAUAAUAUUGAA